Molecule: messenger RNA, 1479 nt
Organism: Chrysochloris asiatica (Cape golden mole)
Lineage: Eukaryota; Metazoa; Chordata; Mammalia; Afrosoricida; Chrysochloridae
Product: olfactomedin-4-like
Exons: 6
Coding region: 1-1479 (492 amino acids)
Biological process (GO): signal transduction
Source: RefSeq, a predicted model, not a curated record
AUGAAGUUGAAGGAAUUGGCCAACCAUCUAGAAUGGGCGUACUAUAGAACAUUGGUGAAAAGCAUGCCAGGUUCUGUGGAUGAGAAUGGCACUUGCCACUGUGUGGUCCACCUGCCCAACAAUCCCAUUCCCCUGCAGCAGUUGGAGAGGCUGCAGAGUAGGACCCAAGAGCUCCUGGACAAGUAUGAUCAGAAACUCUCAAGGGUCAGUGACUACUCCUGCACCACUGACUAUCAGGAUAACCAGGUCUUGGAAAUGGCCCACAACCUGCAGUCCAAGAGUCCCAGUGCCCUUCCUUCAUCCUAUGAAGCCCCAGCCUUCAACCUACUUCGCCUGGAGCUGGAAGGAGCACAGAAGUUGGUGACUCAACUUAAGGCCAAGGGAGGAUUGAGUAGGUUGGAGGGUCUCCUCAAUCAACUCCAGGGCCAGGUGGCAAAUGCGAGCUAUACCCUCAAGCUUGUGGGUGACUCUGACCAGCGUAGCUUCCAUUCUCUGCGCCAGGAGGUGAAUGUCCUUGAAGGCCAACUGAGUGAGUGUGAGAGAUACAGGGAGCAAGACCAGGCCUCCAGUCACUCUGGCUCAUCCCUGCCCCCUGGUUCCUGUGCUCAUGGAGGCCUCCAGAAAGUCAGCAGACCCCUUGUGGUGCGCCUCAAUUGGAGAGGCUUUUCAUACAAAGCAGGUGCCUGGGGCCGAGACUCAGCCCCUAAUCCAGUCUCUUCCCUCUACUGGGUGGCCCCUCUGCGUGCAGAUGGCAGGUACUUUGACUAUUAUCGACUGUACAAGUCCUAUGAUGACCUGGUGCUGCUUAAGAACUAUGAGGAGCAGAAGAUGGGCUAUGGCGAUGGCAGUGGCAACACGGUGUACAAGAACUUCAUGUACUUUAACUACUAUGGCACAGGAGACAUAGCCAAGGUAGAACUUUCCUCCAACACCCUAGUGUUGCGGCGUCCCUUGCCUGGUGCCACUUACAACAACCGCUUCCCUUAUGCUGGUGUGCCCUGGAAGGACAUAGAUUUCGCUGGUGAUGAGAAAGGGCUGUGGGCGCUCUAUGCUACUGAGGAGAGUAAAGGUAACCUAGUCGUCAGUCGUCUCAAUGCCAGCACCCUAGAAGUGGAGAAAACCUGGCGCACCAGCCAGUACAAGCCAGCCCUGUCAGGAGCUUUUAUGGCCUGUGGGGUGCUGUAUGCCUUACGCUCCCUUAGCACCCGCCAAGAAGAGAUCUUCUAUGCUUUUGAUACUACCACUGGGCAGGAGCGGCACCUUAGCAUCCUACUUGACAAGAUGCUGGAAACACUGCAGGGCAUCAAUUACUGCCCCUCGGACCAUAAGCUCUAUGUCUACAAUGAUGGAUACCUGAUUAAUUAUGAUCUGACUUUCCUGACACUGAAACAGAAGUCACCAAGACCACUAGCUAAAAGGCCUUCUGGGGUCCGUGCCCCACUUAAGCCUGUCAAAUCCAACAAAUCCUUCAGGCUGUGA